AUGCAGCCACUACAGCGUCACUCCGCGGCGUCGCCGUCUCUGGCCUCCUCUGCAAGAGUGCCUCUCGCGCCGCGGCAGCAACCGUCUGCUAAAAGUAGCGUGGGGCUCAUCCGGUCCGCCUACGCAGUUUUAUACGACGUGCAUGCCCGCGUCACACAGCUCGUCGACGAGGCAGAGGCGUAUCUUACCGGUGCGUAUGGCGCGACCCUGACGGCGACGCCCAAGGCGAGGGCGCAGCCCUCCAAAGACACAGCGUUGAAGCAAGACAACACGGCCUCCGUGGCGGCAGAGUCGCUGCUGCAGCGCUGCAUAGAGAUGCAGGAACUUCUGCAACGCGAGGGUAGAAACGCCGCCGCCUCACAAAGUCCAACAAACCAUCUGGCAAGCGCGCUCUCCGUGCUCGCGAAAUGCCUUCCAUCGGACUGGAAGGCUCUUUUGGUGGUGCAGCCAGAGGAAGCACGCGCCGGCGGGGGGGUCGGUGUCGCCGCGGCAAGCGCACAGGAGGCGUCGGCGGCAGCUCCAACGCAGGAAGAGGCCGCGCUUGCUGCAGACGGCAACGGCGCCAGUGGCGAAGGCACCUCAGCCUUCCCGACGAAGCGCGGUGCCUCCAAGGCUGCUGGGGCCAGUUUCGCGGUGUGUCCGUCCGACCUUGUGCAGCUAGGAUUGCUGCUGCGCCGCCAAUGGACGCUCCAGCGUGACCUCGACCUCCUCGUCCUGGCGCUCCGCGAUAUCUGUGCUGUGUUCGCAGUCGGGAGGGCAGCUGCAAGCAGUGGGGAUAACUUGAGGGCGUCUGCAGCCGAGGAUGUGCCGCCGCCGCUGAUGACGGUGGCGGUGACUCUGGCCAUGCUGCAGCUGCCACGUACAUGUGCAAUGCUUGAGGCGCACGAGGAACGCAUGCGGGCGGAACGGCUGUCCGUCGGGGGCAGCCCAGGCGCAGCCUAUUCGUACCCCUGUGUCGCCACGGUGCUGCCGGUGUGGCUCUGUCGUGCUUCGUACCCCAGAGCCACAUGGCGGGGUAGCGAAGAUACAAACGUGCCAUCGGCAUGUCGCAUGACGGCGGCUCCUGUGAAAGCGGUGGUAUCCGCGUUGGCGUCUGCGCGGCAGAUCACGAAACAGCUGUUCAAGUGGGAGGCACACGUGGCCCGAUACGUGAGCAUCGUCCUUGAAGCGUCGCCUUCGGGUUCGUCGCAGCAGCAGCAGCAGCAAGACGACGCUCCCAGCGGCGUGGGCAGCCUUUCUGCUGCGGGCGCGGCGCCACCGCUGCACCUGUCUGACAGGGACCUCCUCUUCGAUGUACAAGCCAAUAUGAGCCUCGAGCAUGGUGCCUGCAAUGAAGUGCAGCUCCUGUGGCUCACCGCGGCGGCAGCUGUCGUGGCGGCAGCGGCAGAGGCAGAUGCCUCUCGUGGUGGCGCGCUUGACGUGGGCGGCGGCGCUCUCGCCUCCUCCGGAGUCCGGAAGCGAUGCGACAAGGUGGAACGGACGCUGCGCGCGAUCUGGUCCACCUCGGCGGUGGCGCGUGCGCUGCUGCCUGGAGUGCUACUCCUGCUGGGCUGCAGUGCCGCUCGCCGUUGUAGUGGCCCGGAGAAGCCGACAUCGGACGCCCAGUCGAGGGGGCUGCAUUGCUGGAUGGAGGCCUACUCGCGUGGGCGGCAGGUUCUCGGUAGUGCGCACCCAGUGGUGGAGGCAGCUGCUGCGUUGCUUCCCAGCUCGGCUGUGGUUGCCACUGGCGAGCGGCAAGCCCCAGCAUCUGCGCCGGCAUCGCGCACGGCGGCACACCUCCAAGCGUUUAUGGCAGCACCGUCGAACGCUCGCAACAGCGUCACGGCGCGUAUCGGCGACGAAGACGCCCCGCUGCCGCCGCAGCAGCAGCAGCUCAUGCCCACCGGCACACUCACCCGCCUGCCACCUCUUCCGCCGUUGCUGAUCUCCAGCCGGAAGCCGUCGCAACUUGCACCCGCACCUUCGUCGCCAGCCCUGUCGUGGCCGCUGACAUCCGCGCCGACUUCGACGGCAACGGCGCGGUCCUCCAAGAGCGGGCCACCACUUCCUCUUGGACGUACCCUCCCGCUGCCCCUAACCGUCCCCUCCACUGCGGCAGCCGCUGACGGUGUCACCAGACCGUUUCGUCACCCAUCGCUGCAGCCGUCGCUGUCGAGGUCGAGGCUCCCACGCAGUCGGUCACUGCGGCACUGCUACCGACUGCAGCAGCCAGCGGAUGCGUUUACGCUGCGCAGCGACGUGGAGGAUGCCGUAUUGGCUGCUGACGAGAAGGAAAGCGCAAAGCAGAAGAAGAACGCCGCGCGGCGCCGCAGGGAACAGAGAGACCAGCUGCAGUCCCCGACGGCGACUUUGCUACUCUCCGCCAUAUCCCCAAAGACCGCCGAGGCUGCCGCGACCCGCGCAUCGGAGGUCGACGCCGGCGGCAAUACCCGUCGGCAGACGAGGCGUGACCGCCAGUUCUUACCCGCUCCAGGGGCACCAGCAAGCCCACCCGACGCCGCCGUCUCGCCGACUUUGUCACAACCGAAAGUGGAGCUAGAUUCGCAGCAGCAGCAGCAGGACCAGGAAGGCAGUCAAGAGCUUCAGCAAGGCGAUCUCAGCGAGGGUGCGCCGCUCGACCUCGGCGCCACCCUGCAAGGUAUCCGAACAGUCGAACCCGAGGCUGAGCAACAGCACGAUAGUGGCGGUGGCGGUGACGGUGGUGGUGGCGCUUCCGACGAGGAAGCUGAUGGUGCACCACUGCCGUCUACGACCAACUCCGCCGCCACCGCCGAUCAGCAUCGCGGCUCCCUCUGCACGGGCAGACUCAGCGGCAGCAGCCACAUGCAGCUCAGAGGAAGCAGAGGUGCACCACACACACAUGUAGUCGAUGUUGCCGGCGCUGUCGACGAGAACGCCAAAGAAGAGGCGGAGGCGGAAGAGGAGGAAGAGGCGGAGGAAACGCUCCCGGAGCGAAACGCGCGGUUCCAGCGUGAGGUGAUCAUGUACUACGCCGCGCUCAACGAGCGGCGGGUGAGGGCGGCGCUGAUACUUCAGCGGGCAUGGCGCUCGAGCAAGGCGCGUCAGAUCCUGCACGCCUAUCGCCAGGUCCUGUACCAGUAUGUCUACACAAUUCAGAAGGCGGCCGCGCUGGCGAUUGAUGGCUUUCUCUCGUGCGUGGUGGAGCAGCGCCGGCGUCAAGCAGCUCUGCACGCGCGCGCCGUGGCCGACGCUCGUCGACGCAAUCAGGAGCUGCGGGAGGUCUCUGCCGCCCGGCGGCUUACUCGUGCCGCGCGGCAGUGGCUGCAGCGACAGCGCGAGCGGCGCCGCCUGCGCAAGGAGCUUGGCAUCGCCCACGACACACGGCUGCGACUGUACACAAUCGCCGCCGUCAAGGUGCAGCAGUGGUGGCGCCGUGUGGUCGUCGAGAAGGCGUACUGGCGCCGCCGCACACUAGAGGUGGAGGAGCAGCGUCGCCUCCAGGCGGAGGCAGAACGACAGGCGCACGCGGCAGCCACAAUUCAAAAGCGGGUACGCGGCAUCCAAGCGCGUCGUUACGUAGCGCAGCUGCGCGAAACUCGCAAGGCUGAGGAGCUUGAGCUUUGCCGCCGCCGCGAUGCCGCCACAACAGUGCUGACGAUUGUACUGCAGGAGUACGUCCUGCGUCAGGGCCGCCUUCACCGAGAGGCGUUGGCGCUGGAGGUGAGCAGGGAAGAGGCGGCGCAGCGCAUCGCGGCGGGUUGGCGUCGCUCUGUUGAGCGUCGUCGCCUAGAACUCGCGGUGGAGCGCGCUCGACAGCUGCGCACGUCGUCGACGUGCAUUCAGCGGGUCUGGAGACGUUACGCCGCGGGGCGCCAACGCCGCUAUCUCCGCCAGCUGCGCCACACACUGCAGGAGGAGCGGCUGUCGCGCGAGGCGCAUACUUACGAGGUUAUUCGCCUUCUCCAGUGCUUCGGUCGAAGUGCGCAGGCGCAGCUGCUCGUGCGCCGCCUCAAGGCACGUCAAGGGCGCACCUUCAUCGAAAACCUCUUCCUUGUUCAAGCAGCCGGCCGCGGUGCCUUGACCAGAGCAGAGAUGGGUCGGAUGCAUGUAGCGGAGCAGGCAAGGCAGCGCGCCGAAGCCGUGGCCCUUGAAACGCAGCGCUGGCGCGCCAUCUGUCUCUCGCAGGCCCUCCUACGAGCGCAUGCCUCCGCAGCCCUGGCGCAGCAGCGGCGGCGAACGAUGCUAGCAGAGAAGCUUGUGGUGCGCACCACCGCAGCACGCGAGAUGCGAGCAGACGCUGCGGCUACAGUGCUGCAGCGCGCCGUGCGCCGGCACCAAAUGCUGCAGCGCACCGUCGCUGCCGAGGCGGAGGCGGCAGCCGCGCUGGCGUUUCUGAGUGGGAUGGCUCACCGUCUCCAGCAAGCGUGGCGCGCGUUCGCGGCGCGGCGCGAGCGGCGCUAUCGUGCUGCCGCCGCGGCGCAGGGCGCGCGCAAGCGGCUCGAGCGGGAGGAAGUGUGGCACCUCGUUUGGCAAGAUCAGUUCACCGAGCUCGAUAUGCUCUGUGUGCUUGAGCGCCAGUACAUCGAGGAGCAGCAGCACGUGGAGCGCGUCCGGGUCUACAGCUAUCUGUGCAACCCGAACGGUGCCACCUACGACAAGUGUUGCGCUCAGACACCUGGUGCCUUCAACGCAGACGCGGACCUAUUGAAGUGGGCCACCCUGUACGACGAGUGA
This is a messenger RNA of Leishmania mexicana MHOM/GT/2001/U1103, 4695 nucleotides long. RefSeq lists its product as hypothetical. Bases 1 to 4695 code for a protein of 1564 amino acids. The record is from RefSeq and is a predicted model, not a curated record. NCBI's taxonomy places the organism in Eukaryota, Euglenozoa, Kinetoplastea, Trypanosomatida, Trypanosomatidae. The transcript has a single exon. Gene Ontology annotation, molecular function: protein binding.